Molecule: messenger RNA, 2337 nt
Organism: Mycena indigotica
Lineage: Eukaryota; Fungi; Basidiomycota; Agaricomycetes; Agaricales; Mycenaceae
Exons: 8
Coding region: 13-2337 (774 amino acids)
Biological process (GO): ribosome-associated ubiquitin-dependent protein catabolic process; rescue of stalled cytosolic ribosome
Cellular component (GO): RQC complex
Molecular function (GO): protein binding
Source: RefSeq, a predicted model, not a curated record
UUCCAUGACGCUAUGCCGCCUCGAUUGAACAAACGACAGCAGCGGGAACAGGAAGAGCUUCAAGCUCUCAACGGUCUCUCGAAGCCACCAGAAUCUUCUAGUGAAGAUGAGAAGCCAGUGAACAAACCAGCAAAUACCGGUUUUGCAGCGCUUUUCACGCCAGGAGAUGAGCCAACCGAUGAGGAUGAGACUCCUGUGUCCAGCCAGAAGUCACGUAAGAAAAAGAAAAAGAAGGCAGCUGGUUCUGUUGCUGAAACCUCGCGGUCCGAGACGCCUGCUGCACCUACUCCUCCGCGUGCGACUCCUGUUGCACCGAAGAACGAAAAGAAAGCUGCGAAAAAAGCCAAGGCUCGAGAACGGAAAGCAGAGAAGGAGGAGUUUGAUCAAGCCCUUGCAGAGCUUUCUAUCAAGUACCCCGAGUUGCAAAAUGCGAUAAAUUACAACCGAGAGACUACUAGGCCUUCAAGCUCAUCUCUCACGUCACUCCUCUCAGUAUCCGUCGCCAAUCUGGACAGCGAGGCCGAGAUGCGCAAAUUCUUCGGGUCCAAGGUUGUUCAGGCAAACAAAUCCAAUGUCGCGGGCCCUUCUCGGCGCACCACAACCCAACGAUCUCAAUUGACACGACCACCCGCGGUCUGGUUUCGAACGGCACCACGAGAAGGAUUAUCGUUACGUCUAUUGACGAAUGAAGAGCUCUCUUCGAAGAGUGCGAAACAUGCAUGGGACCCUGCUUCCGAUGAGAAAUGGUGGACAGUCGAGUAUAGCAAGAAAUACAAGAGUGUGACCUUGGCUUUCAUGACUGUCGUAUACUCGGGCGAUCCCAACGGAUUCUACAACCUCUUACAACAGUUUCCGUGGCAUGGAGAUACGCUUCUCCAACUAGCGGAGGUAUAUCGCCACCGAGAAGAAUACUCCAAUGCGGUAGAAUAUGUUGACCGGGCGUUGUUCUCAUAUGAGCGGGCUUUCUUUGGCUCCUUCAAUUUUGCCACUGGUCUUAAUCGCCUCGACUUCGACCAUAUCGAGAAUCGACCAUUCUUCCUAGCUCUCCAUCGUCAAACAACAGACCUUCAACGUCGAGGUUGUGUGCGGACAGCGUUUGAGUUUGCGCGGCUUCUACUAUCAUUGGACCCUGAAAACGACCCGCAUGGUGCACUCCUCCAUCUCGACUUCUUAGCCGUCAAGACUAGUAUGACCGAGUGGCUUGUCGAAAUGUUCGAUUUCUACGCAACCUGUCGAGCUUCCAGCCAGACAAAAGAUGCCCGUGUUGAUCCAAGUUUACUUCCUGGGUGGUCCUACGCUCGAGCUUUAGCUUUGCGUAAAGGAAAGAAUCCCGAUGCAGGCACCAAGGCACUCGUUGAAGCUAUCCGCUCUUUUCCCACCAUCGUCCCCGUCUUAGCAGACAAACUCGACAUAUCGUUGCCCAACUCCAUUCGUGGCCAUUCCGAUUUCAAGAUCGAGACAGACGCUAAAUCCCUCCGGAAUCCCGAGGGAACUCUUCACCUUCUCUCGCAUCUUUAUGCCCAACGAUCUGCCCCUUUGUGGAAAGAUGAAUCGGUGUGGUUCAGAGACACCGUCACCACCGAAUUCGCUUCACUCCCCGCCUCGUUGCCCGUAUUACCUCGCCGCCAAGACUUCCUCUCGUUAUACCACAACCAAAAUCUUCGGUAUUCAGUGUAUCGCCACGUGAUGGUUUUGGAAUCUACCCACAAGCGACUAUUCGCCUACAUUCCGGCCGAUGUUCUCAAUGUCAAAUCGCUGCAAUGCGAUCCGCUUCCGCCCCCGACGGCCAUAACGUCGUACGACAAUGCAUUUUUUGAAGGGGUCGAGGACCUUCGGACGUUUGCGCCGCCGCGGAGACGAGCCCACCAAGAGAGAAUUCUCGCUCAGAUGAUCCCCAAUGCAGCGUUUCGACAGCAAUUGCAAGCGUUUUGGGAGGCGAUGCCAGCAGUGCAAGAGCAGUUUCCUGGAGGAAUCGUUCACUUCGCGCAGGCGGCAGCACAGAUGGACCCAGAAGCGUUGGAGGCUAUCAUGAUGGCCGCUGCUGUCGGAGAUGCAGGUGAAGUUCCCGUUGAAUUGCCGCCAGGUGGGGCGGGCAUGCCUGGUGAGAUGCCGGGAUUGGGAGGUGCCUGGGAAGACCCUGAAGAGCAGGAAGAAGUGCCUGAGGAAGUAAUCGACGAGCAAGACGAAGAAGAGAGUGAUGAGGAUGAAGUUGCUCCAUUACCGCUUCGGGUGCUUAGAAAUGUACUAGGACGAUUCUGGGGCGGCAACACGGCUCCUGAUGAUUCAUCUUCAGAUGAUGAAGAGAGGCAGCCAUUGGAUCCGGCUGGCGUUGAUUGA